UUUUAAUUGAUGAUUGGACGCUGAUAAAAUUACUCGAUUUUUAAUCCGUGUUGAGACAGCAUUUUUAACCGAUUCACGUUUUAUGUUUGAUAUUAAGUUUGUGUUUGACUUCAGUUUACUCAAGAGUGAUAAAAUUUGACAAAUCUAUCAAUGUCAUGAUGGUUUCUGAAAGCACAUCAGAAAAGAGCAACUUACAGCUCACUUCCAAAACUGACCCUGUUACUAAAAUCGGCAGUUUGACGUCGGAUCCUUUUGCGCAAUUUGUGCGACAACCGAAAGUCAAACCACUAAACGGUCUCUCGAUCAAAUCCAAAAGUCGCGAGCUGCUCAGUUUAAGUCCAACCAUCAACGGACAUAAAACCAAAGCAGACACAAAACAUGACCAUGAAAAGCUUAGUAAUUCAGGAACUUCGACCCCCACCCCAACCGAAACCGGGUGCGAUACGGUAAAAAAUUCACCGACUAGCAAGGAUUCUGAUUUUUUCAAAAACAUGGAUCGCGAUCUGGCUGCGAUGGAGCGCAGGCUUGAAAGUUCUUGGACCAGAAAAACGCUCCGAUCACAAAAAGAAUCCAGCAACGGAAAACUAAAAGGCUACGAAAGCAUACAUCAGCUUGAACGAAAAAAGUGGAAUGCUUCUUUAAACAGUGGAGAUAUCAAGAAAGAGCUGAAGACAAACAAAAAUGUUGGAUCUGGCAGCCAAAAAUUGAGCCAAUCUCACUCUAAAAGUCAAUCCGAUUUACUGGGAAAGCUCCAAAGAAGCCAUUCCUUUGGAGUAUGGAGUAGUAUUCGGGAACCUUCUGUUACAGAUAUUAGAAAGCCUACCAUCAUUAUAACGAGAGAAAUAGACGAAGCUGACAAACCAAUAAAAAGAUUAGUUGAGUUAUCGAAACCAAACCAUGCUAAGUCUAGCAGCCACUUGGAUCGAAAAUAUUCGGAGAGGUUGGAUAAAUCUAAAAAUCCCAUCAAAGAAAUGGAAAUGCUUCGUAAGCCGCCAGAGAAUGACACUAUUCUGAGCAGACCUUUGAGAGAGCGUCAUCAAUCUUUACCUGAUUUUGUUCAAAAUUUCGCGGCGAACUCAAACCAAGAAAAACUGUCGCCCAGACAUAAAGGUAAAUCAGAGCUAUCAAGUAACUUGAGUGUUUCUAAAAGACCAGUUGAAGAUUUGAUUCAGGCAUUACGCGAAGAUGUGGAAAAGUUGAACCGGCAUCGAGAAAAACAGAAAGAGCAUGAAUCUGAUCUUACUUGUGUGAGCAAAUGGGGUAAAAAGAAACCAGGAGCUGUCAUCACCCGAAGCAGAAGCUUUGGGACUAUUGAGCACGAGUAUUUAAACAGCAAAGGAGAAACUCCUCCGAGACUGUUGCCUAGAAGUAGUAGCAAAGAAGCCAUUCACAGGCUCGCAAAGCUACAUAGGGCGGGCUCAACCCAAAGUGAAAAAAGACUUCUCGACUUCAGUUUUCAGUCUGAAAAUGACGUGUUUAGAAACAGUUCAGAUAAUGGGAGUGAAGAAAAUCAUAAAAUCAACAAAAGCUUCAUCAAAAGACCUCCUCUUCCUAAAGGAUACAACCCAACAUCAUCAUAUAGGUCUCGAAACUUGUCUGAACCUUCAUUAAACCAAGGACUCGGAAUACUUUCAGCUUCAUUAAAAGAUGCUUUAAAUGAGUUUGAAGGUAAUGUGAGCCCGAAAACAAAAACUGCGACUCUUGGUAGCCGACAUCAAGAUUCAGACCUUGAAGUCGAGUACCGAAGUUCACCUCAUUCGUCGCUGUCGGGAAUCAGUUCAACUUCACUGCUCACGAGUCCUAACAGUAACUUCAGUGCUCAUUCUUCCUCCCACAGAUCCUCAAAUCAUCAGGUGAAUUCGAAUAAUUUUCACAGUUCAAGAGGGGAGCGGGAUUUAUUAGAAUCUAGAAUCCAUUCUUUUUAUGACGGGAGUCCUCAAUCAAUGGAUUGGCUUACAAAUAAAUUCGAUUUUCUGCAGACUAAUAUUCCAAAUGCUUUGCGGAGACAGAAAGACCCUGCGUAUAAAUCUGGUAAAACUGGUACAAAAUUAAAAUCAAAUUCAGACGGCUUUGAACCUUCAAGAUCUUUGUUACAUUCCAAUAACAAAUACGCGGCGAGUGAUAUUAAUUCCAAAAGUAGCGGUUUUGCUGGUCAACGUCAAACGUCCGAGACCAACUGGAAGUUCCAGAAAAUGGAGCCAAAAAUUAUGCCGCGGAAGCCGGAAGCGAAGCGGAACAAUGGCGCUAACUUCAAAUCUUUCGAGCAGACCAAAAAUCCAUCCCAAAACCAUAAUGGGUCGUUUGUUUUCGAAUUUGAACCUUCACAAGUUUUCAUGGAAGGACUGCAAGAAACGGACAUUCUAGGAAGCUCAAUGGAAAAUGUGCGGUCUGUGGCUGGUGACGAUAAGAGUGUGAAGUCCGGAAACAUGAGAACAAACUACCUGGCAGAUCAACUGAGAGGUGAUGACAUUAAGCAGCCUUUCUUGUCCCUAGCUGAUGACGUCAUAUUUGACCCGGAAAGCCACUCGCAGUAUGUGGAGACCCUGAAGAAUCUGGCUCCCAUCUGGCUCACAAAUCCAGGAGCACACCCAAAAUCAAAAACUAAGGGCACACGACAGAGAAGCCUGUCUACGAGUGCAGCAGUGAACAACAUUCUGGACAAGGAGGAGCUGUGGAGAGAGACCAUCUUCAACAACCAGAGUGGAUCUUUCAUUCUGCCGCUCCAGUCCCCUGUACUAUCGCGACCCUCAACUUCCCAGCAGCAACAACAGUCAAGAACGACCUCUAACUCACCGGUGGUGGAUCGUAAAGAACAAAGGCUAAACAGUCGACCCUCAGGGGGACUAAGAAACACUCUCAAGGACCUGUCACCCUUGAGCCAGCCGAACGACCAGUUCCACUCCACCAGAAACUACUACACUUCCAGUUUCGAACCCAGCAGAACUUCUCAAUUGUCCUCCGGUAUUCUGACACCGGCGGAGACGCUGCUUCCGUCGUCUAAACUCGAAAGAACAUCAUCUUUGAAAUUGAACCUGAACAGAUCACUAUCUCUCAAACCCACCGCCUCAUCCACCCCUCCCCCCAUCGCCCCCAAGCCCAAAUCACCCACUAGUCUCCACUGGAACAAGAAGGUCCCUCCCGACGAUGACGUGAUGAUGAAAUUGGCCAAUAGGAACAAGAGUAAGCCCUCGCGUGAGGUCACAGAGGACGCCCACCAACAGCUAGAUAUGGGCAACGCUCUGGCGGAGUUGGAUGCGGCUGUCAAUAGUCUGCAAGACUUGGCUCUCGGGCCUCCGCCAAGCAUGAAGUCCUUCGGCAAGAGUCAGGAGCCCGCUUUUCCGACCACAACACGCACUGGCCUGUCAUCAUUCGUACCAUCUGCUCGAAUCUCGACCAACUACCCACAGUUCCCAUCUCACUGGGGCGACGGGCGGAGAGCAUUUUCACCCGAGAGAGACCCCGGGACCCCUGACUCCAGUCGCACGGGUUCUUCCUACGCAAAAAAUGGGAGCUUAGCAAAUGCUUUCAACGAGUUUGCAUCUUCUAAAAGGUCACAAAUACCUCGACAAAAUGAAGUGACAAACAACGGCUCCAUCCCUGCUCGAAGUCGUAGCUUCCUACGUAGCACGAGGCCAGAAAAUUUUGGAAACAUGCCUUUCAAGAGAUCGGGAUCAGAGGAACCGACUGUAAUUUCUCCCCUUUCAAACCCCGCUAGAUUCGAUAACUUGCCGUUCCCAAAUCAGUUUACAUUUCCGGCUGAUGCUAAUGAUUCUGCUUGGCCCGGAAGUCCCAGUAAAAUGGGCGGCAAUCUGAACGAACUGUCAAUCAUUACUAGUAAUGACGUCAUGCAUCAUUUUGGGCACCACCCUGACAACCAGAGUUUGGCUUCAAUGGACAGUAGCUUCAGAUUUCGAAGUACAGCUUCGGUGAAAAGUGACGCCGAUUACAUCAACGAUACGCUGCCACACAAAAACUCAUCAAUGCGAACAGUGAACAUCAAUUAUCACAAUGUUGGAGGAAACUCUGGCGAUGCAAAAUCACCUCCGACUCAUUUCAUACCAACUUCACCUGUUCACACGGAAAAUCUUUACUGCGUGCCUUCUUCACCAGAGACUUCGUACAAUCUGGCUGCCACGUGUGAGAAAACUUCGAAGCUAUGGUAUCGACCCAAGAUGUCCCGAGACGACAUCAUGGCCGCACUCUGUCGUCAACCGGUUGGCAGCUUCAUCAUCCGGGACAGCACCUCUUACCCCGGCUACUAUGGACUUGCCAUUAAGACAGACAUGUCUGGGGUCAAUGGGACAGCGAUCUCUAGUUCCAGCGAUUCGAUCCGACAUUUUUUAAUUGAGACCUCGGUCAGAGGAGCCAGGAUCAAAGGGAGCCCUGCUGAACCACAUUACAAAUCGCUGGCCGAUUUAGUGGAACAGCACGCGCGAACAGCAAUAUCACUCCCUUGCAAACUAGUCUUACCCCAUAUACCAUCUCAAAGUCAGUCCCAAAACAAUCACAACACCAACAACAAACAACAACAAUACAACCAAUCACAGCAAUCGAUGGAGUCGCUUAACUUCAACUCAAGCACUAUUGGUCGCAGCGGUAGCAACAAUAAUAAUAACAACAGGCAACAUAUGGGGGGUUUUUCAAUGGGACCAAAAUCACCAAAUCAUGUAGCAGUAACAAUACCCACAGUUCAAUUACCCUUCGAUGACGAUAUGAAAGACGGCAGCAUCAUCAGUUCAGUCAGCCGACGGAUGAAAUCGCCGAACAGAGGAGACUCGAUGGCACUUCAUCAGUUGAGUGCGAACUUCAAACCAGACAGAGCCAACUCGAACACCUCGCUGAACAGUCAGCAUACGACGAGCAGUGUGAACACAAGUUUAACCAAUACGAAUGCAUCGUUCAAUGGGUCUGCACAGAUAUCAGCAGCUUGCAUGGUGCUCUAUCUGGGCUGUUACGAUGUUGAGUCUCUGUCUGGUGCCUCGGCUGUGAACAGAGCCAUGUUCUGUCUAGCAGAAGACGAACGCCAGCUGGAACGAGACAUGAGAGAACAGAGCGAACACCAGCCCCAGCCCAACUCUCCUUACACUCCUACUACUGUGCAGCAACAGCAGCAGCAGCUGAACAGCAGACAGGUGGUGAUGACGUCAGAGCCUUCACCUGUGCACUUCAGAAUGGACCAGAAGUCAGUCACAGUCACCGACAUGUCCAGAAAGGUGUUCUUCCGCAAGUGCAUCUCCCUGCAGGCCCUGCUCUACUGCGGCAUCCCUGCCUCCUCCAACUGGGGAUCGGUCAAGGUCAACAACGAGCAGGGCAAGGGACAGGUCAAAAAGGUUUUUGGACUGGUCACUCGGAAAGAUGGCCAGAUGUCAGCCAAGACGAACCAGUGCUGGCUGUUCGCUGAGUACGAGGAAGACCAGCCAGCCUCCGCUAUCAUCAACUUUGCCCGAAAACUCACAUCAGCCUUAUCCCCCGCCUCUCCUUUUCCUACAAAUCCCCUCAAUCCCAAUGAAUGACAACUGAAGGAGUGUUAAUUAAAUCAGAUCGAACUGGAUGCGCGUUUCUACUAACGGAGAUUUCUAUUCUACUUAGAAGACUAAAUUAUCAAUUCAAUUAAAACAGAUCAAAAUUUCUCAAAUCAACCACUCAGAUUUGUAAAACUGCUUACUUAGAGGAGACAAUCGUUGUUUUCGAAAUAAAUUUUUCCAGAGCCCA
Molecule: messenger RNA, 5712 nt
Organism: Symsagittifera roscoffensis
Lineage: Eukaryota; Metazoa; Xenacoelomorpha; Acoela; Convolutidae
Exons: 13
Coding region: 156-5513 (1785 amino acids)
Molecular function (GO): protein binding
Source: RefSeq, a predicted model, not a curated record